AUGCAUAUAAACAAAAAUAAGAUAGAAUUAUCAGAACAAAAAUACAAAGAAAUAUAUGGUAAAACAUUAAGAGGAGGUGAAUUAAAACAAUUCCAUCCAGAUUUUGAUGAAUUAUCUGGAGAUGUAUAUUCAAAAGAAUCUUACUUCUUAGGUAAGAAAGCUUAUAUAGAUGUAUUAACGAAUGAAAAACAAGAACAUGUUUUACAUUUAAGAAUAAAAAGAAUUUUAAACAAUUUUUUAGAAAAUAGAAAAAAUCCGAUAAAACUAUAUAAGAAACUCUAUGCUGGAGAAUCUUAUACAUUUAACUUACUUGAUAUAUAA
Messenger RNA from Entamoeba invadens IP1, 321 nucleotides. RefSeq lists its product as hypothetical. The record is from RefSeq and is a predicted model, not a curated record. Lineage: Eukaryota; Evosea; Mastigamoebida; Endamoebidae. The transcript has a single exon. Bases 1 to 321 code for a protein of 106 amino acids.